UGCCGUGUGUUCAGGGAAGGCUCUUGAUUGCGCGGACGAUGAGGAUUUCUUGGCGAGUGGAUCCAGUGACUGCACAGUGAAGAUCUGGUCUCUGCGCACAGGGCAGGAGGUGCGGAGCGUCUACACCUACAGCCCCGUUUCGGCGAUCGCGUUCCUCCCCGAGCCGGGACUCCUCCUCUCCGCGUCCGACGGAGGGAAGCUGGACAUGUGGGACCUCACGACGGGCGCCAGCGUGCAGUCGUUUCGUGCUCAUGAAGACGCCAUCACCUGCCUGCAGCUGCACGGCUCGCUGGCGUGCACGGGUGGCCGGGAUGGCCAGGUGCGCGUGUGGGAGCUGCGCCCGGGCCCCCGCCUGCACCUGCUCUUCUGCACGGAGGGCGAGGAGUGGAGCGCCGACGGGCGCCGCCGUGGCGCGUCCCCCCUGCGCUGCCUCCUGGCGGGGCCGCGACCCCACGGCCGCCUCCUCUACUCCGCCGACGAAGGCGCCAGCAUCCGGGUCCUCGACUGGCGGACGGGCUCCAUAUUGCGGAAGCUGCCCAACCACAACAGCGACUGCGGCUUCACCGACUGCCUGUCCAUGGCAAGCGAUGGCGGCGAUGGCGGCACUCGCCUGAUGCUGUCCGCGGGCUACGACAUUGACCGAGGUCACGGCUACAUCAACGUGCGGCUGCUCGCGGAGGGCGGGGAGCCGUACGUAGCGACGCUGGGGGGUGAGGCGACCCCCCGCCUGCUCUGCGUCGCCACCACCUGCACCCCCAGCGGCCUGCAGCGCUGGGGCACGGGGGGGCGGAGCCUCCUCCUGUGGGAGGAGCUCCCGCACGGGGGCGGAGCCAACAGCCACCACCGCGAAAACGGACAUGUUGUGGCCUCGAGCUUCCGGCGCGAGUUUGAGCGAGACGAAGAAGUCUGGAGCGACGACGAGAGCUCGGCCUCCGACAGCUCGCUCGGCUCAAGUUCCAGGGCUUCGAGCAGCGAAGACGACACGGAGCCUGUGAACGGGAGGAGGAGGACCUGGUGCAGCGUCAUGUGAUCGCAGCCCAGGGGGGCACCGGCCACACGGGGAACGGUGGCUCGCGCGUCCUUAUCCACAACCACUGCCGGCCCAGUUCUGGCCCGGGCUCCGUGAUCGACUCUGCUUCUCCAUCACCUCUUUGCUACACCGACAACCGAGCCGUGCCGUGCCGUGGCCAGCCCUGGUGCGGCUCAGGAGGCGCCAGGGCGGUUUUUCCACUGCGCGAGCCGAGCCGAGCCCGCCCCGGCUUGGCCCCGAGCGGGUUUCAGACGUCUGGUGACGCCAGCGUAGCACGGUUUGGCUCUGGGCUACUACCCGUUGCCGUGAGAGUGCCACGCUGGCUCAGCUGGGCUGUUGCCACUUGGCAACCGGGCCCGUGCUGGCCUGCUGUCAGACUGGUUCCGGCCCAGGCAGAGCACUAGGACACGAAGUCAGUUCCCAUGAUUUGUGAGCCAGGGGGCACACCAUCCACCCUGCCCUUUGUAGCUACAGAGAGAGAGAGAGAGAGGCGGGGGGAGGGGCUCGGGAAGCAAUCUUAAAAGGGCUGCUUUUACUAAAUUUCAGAGUAGACUGAUGAGUUGAUGGGUUACG
Lethenteron reissneri (Far Eastern brook lamprey) is the source of this 1603-nucleotide messenger RNA. RefSeq lists its product as uncharacterized. Gene Ontology annotation, molecular function: protein binding. NCBI's taxonomy places the organism in Eukaryota, Metazoa, Chordata, Hyperoartia, Petromyzontiformes, Petromyzontidae. The record is from RefSeq and is a predicted model, not a curated record.